CAAUCGUUAGCCUAUCUAUCUCCUUCUGUCAUCUUAUAACUUAGUCGUGCCAACGGGUUCGCUGUGCCUUAUCACUAGUGUGUCGGUCUCGCGUGCGAUUGAUCUUUUGAUCCUAGAUCACAAAAUUAAUUGUCAAUUCCGUGAAACAUUCUGUAUUUCAAAUUAGCACUGUGCAUUCCAAUCGUUACUCGACAAACAGUUUGAUUGCGUUAUGAACUGAUAAAACGUAUAAAGCGGAAAAAAUAGUGAAAUUGUAACAGCGUAUUUUAGCUGACUUUUGUGACAAAUGCUUGUAGUAUGACGUCAAAUGCGAUUAGAGGCAUCAGAAGAAAGAAAAGUUCGCUAUGCGAAGUUAAGGUAGCAGUUAUAGGAGCUCCGGGAGUCGGCAAAAGCGCAUUGACAGUGAGAUUUCUGACAAGGAGAUACAUCGGGGAAUAUGAUCAUCAAUCAGAAACAAGAUACAAACAUGAGGUAUUAGUCGAUGGGGAACCGAUUCUUUUUGAAAUUUUAGAUACGUGUCCAAAGAGUGAAGAUGAGUUGCCGUCAAUGGAAACUUUACAAUGGGCGGAUGGCUUGUUGUUGGUCUAUUCAAUAACCGACAGAAACUCUUUUAAUUUUGUCAGAAAGGCAAAAGAGGCUCUCGCAGUAGCUGAUCCUGAAGCUGCGAUGCCUCUUGCCCUUGUUGGAAAUAAAGCUGAUAUGGUUCAUUUACGUCAAGUUAGUGCUGAGGAAGGAGAGAUACUAGCGAAGGAUUUCGAAUGCUGGUUUAGUGAAAUAACCGCAGCUGAGCAAGUUGCCCAGGUUGCGGAAUCUUUUCACGAAUUAUGUAGAGAAGUUCUCGCAGCGAGGAGAAGAAAUAAACAAUCCUUGCUGGAUAGAAUGCUCGGCGGUAAAGCGACACGUGCUUAUUCGCGAGGAAAAAGCGACUCUGCUUUACCGAAAGAUUAAUAUUAUUACUCGAAGCCUAUUAUAUUAUAUAAGAAAAAAGGAAUCCUUCAGAAUAAAAGAUCAAUACUGUUAACUGUGGAUAAUGUGAAAAAAAAGUAGUAAGAUAAUAGUAUAUAAUCGUUUUCCAAGCAGAACAAGUCAUGGUAACAUCAAAAUGACGUUAAAAUGAAUCGUUAUUAAUUAAAGAGCAAUUUUUGACAGUUUUGCAUGUCAUUUUGAUGUUGUGAUGAGCUGUAUUCUAUUUGGAGUUGUACAAUGGAUGAAAGGAAAGCGAAGCAACAAAUGCCAAAGAAAAUAUCAAUUUUUAAUACAAAAGUAAUUUAAGAUUCUAUCACACAGAUAAUACAGAUAUAUAAAUUAUUACAAUACAUCUUAAUAAAUCUGUAUAAAAAUUACUUAAAAGGAAUAACUUAUUCCUCAGAAUGUAAUAAGAGUUCAAU
Cyphomyrmex costatus is the source of this 1388-nucleotide messenger RNA. RefSeq names its product ras-related and estrogen-regulated growth inhibitor. The record is from RefSeq and is a predicted model, not a curated record. The coding region runs from base 298 to 948 and encodes 216 amino acids. Gene Ontology annotation, molecular function: GTP binding; GTPase activity. The transcript is spliced from 6 exons. Lineage: Eukaryota; Metazoa; Arthropoda; Insecta; Hymenoptera; Formicidae.